This is a messenger RNA of Sorex araneus (European shrew), 739 nucleotides long. Its product is annotated as aphrodisin-like. Lineage: Eukaryota; Metazoa; Chordata; Mammalia; Eulipotyphla; Soricidae. Bases 36 to 545 code for a protein of 169 amino acids. The record is from RefSeq and is a predicted model, not a curated record. Gene Ontology annotation, molecular function: odorant binding; small molecule binding. The transcript is spliced from 7 exons.
CUUCUCUGCAAGAAGGACCCCAAGACAUCGGCAAGAUGAAACUUGUACUCCUGGCUCUGUUCGUUGUGGUGGCUUCUGCCAAAUUGCACAAGAAGAACACUGGUGAGUGGCGUACUGUCGCUCUAGCCGCUGACAAUAAAGAGAAGAUUGAAGAAAAUGGGCCACUCAGAGGCUUCUUGAGAGACAUCGAGUGUCUUGACAAACAAUGUAACUCUGUCACCUUUACGUUCUGGAUGAUAAACAACGGAGUGUGUACGAAGGUUGCCGCAUUCGGAUACAAAGCACCUGGUUCUGAGAAAUACACCACUGCUUUCGAAGGACAAAAUUACCUCACUUUCUGCUAUCAAGGCAAGAACGUGUUGGCCAUCUGUUUCCGGAACACCGAUGAAACUGGAACCGUCACAAAUGUGGUUGAAGCUGCUAUAAGACCUGGCUAUGAACCCACUGACGCCGAUCGCGAAAUCUACAGAAACUUGGUAAAGGAACACGGUAUUCCCAUAAAAAACAUCAUUCCUCUCCAAUCCGCAGAUACCUGCCCUCAGUAAGAACACCUGUUGGACAUCUCCAGAUUGUGAUGACAGAAAGCAACAGCAUCUCAGAUACCCGAAUCAUGAGUCAAAUUGUAAUUCCUUCUUUCCCACUAUCAUCAUGACCUCAGCCUGCGUUUUUCUCUUCCUUCCUUUCCCACACGCUUUUGUAUCCCAUUGGAUGCCUAAAUUAAUAAACUGAUUAUUCUAUG